Messenger RNA from Heterobilharzia americana, 828 nucleotides. NCBI's taxonomy places the organism in Eukaryota, Metazoa, Platyhelminthes, Trematoda, Strigeidida, Schistosomatidae. The record is from the annotation of a GenBank genome assembly.
CACGAAGUCUGAAGGUUUACCUUAACGUGCAAUAUUGAACAUCGUACCAUUUGUUGCGGGAAGUCCCCCAUGACCUUUCCCAGACUCAUAUGCUCUACAAGAUGUUUGGCCGUAGCUAGGAUUUGUGCUACGAACUUCCAUACAUUUGGCUACAAUGCCUCCUACAAAGUGGUUGCUCAACGUCCAAAAGAGGAAUGUCUGCAAACUGGACUUGAAAUGAUAACAAAGUAUCUCAUGCUGGCAGAUAUAUUUAGGGGCCUCUCCGUUACUUUGGGUAUGAUUUUCAAAGAACCUGCAACUAUAAACUAUCCCUUUGAGAAGGGGCCUCUAAGUCCUAGGUUUCGAGGUGAACAUGCUCUUCGUCGCUACCCAAGUGGUGAGGAGCGCUGUAUUGCGUGUAAGCUUUGUGAAGCUAUAUGCCCUGCACAAGCCAUUACAAUAGAAGCCGAACCGAGGGCUGAUGGAAGCAGAAGGACGACUAGAUAUGACAUUGAUAUGACGAAGUGCAUUUACUGUGGUUUUUGUCAGGAAGCAUGUCCUGUCGAUGCUAUCGUUGAGGGGCCAAAUUUUGAAUACUCCACUGAGACGCACGAGGAAUUGCUCUACAACAAGGAAAAAUUGCUACAAAAUGGUGACCGAUGGGAAGUUGAAAUUGCUGAAAACCUGAAAGCAGAUUAUGUUUAUCGUUGACAUAUUUUUACUACAAGCGACUACUGAGAGUAUUUUAGUCAAAUAAUUUCAUUUUCAAACAACUUGCAGAAACUUUUCUUACUGAGUUAAAAGUUGUUUAGGUACCUAAAUAUAAAAUAAAGUAGCUGCUUUAAAUGU